Closterium sp. Naga37s-1 is the source of this 5469-nucleotide messenger RNA. Lineage: Eukaryota; Viridiplantae; Streptophyta; Zygnematophyceae; Desmidiales; Closteriaceae. The record is from the annotation of a GenBank genome assembly.
AUGGCCGGAUCGCCUUUUCCCCGCGCGCACGAGAACGGACAUGCAACACAACAUGGCACCCACCCCAAAGAGGUUUGCAUCGUGGCGGCGGCGCGCACGCCAAUGGGUGGCUUCAUGGGCGCCCUCUCGUCUCUCCCUGCCACCCAACUUGGAUCGGUCGCCAUCAAAGAGGCCGUGCGGCGCUCCGGCCUGGAGCCUGCUGACGUGGAGGAGGUGAUCAUGGGCAACGUGCUCAGCGCGAAUCUCGGCCAGGCGCCCGCGCGCCAGGCGUCCAUGGGCGCGGGCCUCCCCGAGACCGUCGUCGCCACCACCGUCAACAAAGUGUGCGCGUCGGGCAUGAAAGCCAUCGCGCUGGCGGCGCAGUCAAUCAUGCUGGGGAUCAACGAGGUGGUGGUGGCGGGCGGCAUGGAGAGCAUGAGCAACGCGCCGUAUUACCUCUCCAAGGCGCGCGGCGGCUACCGCUUCGGCAACGCGGAGAUCAUGGACGGCAUGCAGCGCGACGGGCUGUGCGACGCGUACGCGGACGACCCCAUGGGAUGCUUCGCGGAAACCUGCGCGGAGGAGUAUAACAUCUCGCGCGCGGACCAGGACGACCACGCUGUGCUGACGCACCAGCGCGCCGCAGCGGCGAAUGCGGAGGGGGCGUUUGAGUGGGAGAUCGUACCGGUGGAGGUGAAGGUGGGGAAGGGUAAGCCGGCUUUAAUCGUCGAUCGCGACGAGGCGUGCGCGAAGUUCGACGAGAAGAAGCUGCGGAAUCUGCGGCCGUGUUUUAAGGAGCACGGGACGGUCACGGCGGGGAACGCGUCGGCGAUUAGCGACGGCGCCGCGGCCGUGGUGCUGACGAGCCGCGGCAAGGCGGACAGCCUGGGGCUCAAAGUGCUCGCCGUGAUUCGCGGCUUCGCUGACGCCGAGCAGGCCCCUGAGCGCUUCACCACGGCCCCCGCGCUCGCCAUUCCGCGCGCGUUGAAGCAUGCGCGCAUCGACCCCGCGGAGGUCGACUGCUGGGAGAUCAAUGAAGCCUUCUCCGUGGUGGCACUGGCCAAUCAGAAGCUGCUGAACGUGCCGGCAGAUCGACUCAACAUGCAUGGAGGCGCCGUGGCGCUCGGGCACCCGCUGGGGUGCAGCGGGGCGCGCAUCAUUGUCUCGCUGCUGGGGGUGCUGCGGCGGAAGGGUGGCCAGAUUGGUGUUGCUGGUGUGUGCAACGGGGGAGGUGGAGCCUCUGCCAUGGUCAUCGAGGCCGAAUCCUUGGAUCACUCCACUGCCCAUGCGCACCUCAGCGCGGCGUCGGGACUUGUCUGGGAUCAGGUGCGACAUCUGCUGGCGGACGGAGAGGAGGCGGAGGAGAAGGGGAAUGGAUUUGACAGGAUGAGUAGAUUCGAGAAACACGCUGAAGUUGAUGAACGAAUAGGGUGGGGAAGGGGUGGCGGAGGGGAAAAGGAGGAGAAGGUCGCUCAGUUAAGAUCCGCUCUGCCCGUUGGAGAUGAGUUGGUUGUCGCACCUCCUGUCGCUUCCGCUGUCGUUCCCCCUCCCGCUUCCGCUUCCCCCUCCCCGCUGUCUGCUGUCGCGGCGGAGGGCGAGCCGAUCUUCCUCCCUGCUUGCCCGGACGGCUGCGAUUGCGCAGGCUGCCAGCUGUUGCAUUUUCAUUGGCUCGACCGGUUCUCCCCCGCACCUUAUUCUGGGAUUGGGGAGGGUGGCGGAUGGGUUGCGCGGAAAGGGGACGACGCGGAGAGGAGCGGAACGGGUGGCGCAGAAGUGCUGUUGCGGAGGGACGCGACGGGCGCAGGAGCAGAGGCGGGCGGAGGAAUAGCGAUGAGCGGAGGAACGGGGGAAGGCGGAGGAGCGGAGGAGCAGGGGGCGCCUCUCCCUCCUACGUUCACGCCUCCUUUCGCACCUCAUUUCUCCGCCUCUUCGUUUCCGCCAUCGUUUCCGCCAUCGUUUCCGCCAUCGUUUGCGCCAUCGUUUGCGCCCUCCUUCACGCCAUCGUUUACACCGUCGUUCACGCCUGCGACCGCCGCCUCGUGCCCGCCUCCCUCCGCGCGACUCCCUGGCCUCGCCUCCCCGAGUCCUCCUCGCAAGCGACCGCUGCUGCUCGCCCCGCCUGUCGCCGCUGCCACUCUGAGCGCCACACGUGGCAGCACACGUGGCGUUACGACUGAGUUGACCACCACACAGUACGUUGCUGGCGAAGCGAGCUUCGCUGGGAGCAUUGGUGUGAGCAUCGGUGGAAGCAUUGGUGUGAGCAUCGGUGGAAGCAUUGGUGUGAGCACCGGUGGAAGCAUUGGUGUGAGCAUCGGUGGAAGCACCGGCGUCAAGGCAACUAGUACUGCUGUUAAGACGACCAACAAAAUCGCGUCUGCCGCCCACAACAGCAGCUUUCCUGGCGCUCGCCGCCCGGCCGACAUGUCCUCCAGGCUGGCACAGCUGCUGGAGGAAAUCAAAUCUCCAGGCCGGGCGGCAGCAGCCUCCGCUGCCGCGUCACCUGCAAAUACAGCCGGGGUGGGCGCCGUUAGCAGAGAUCUGAUUCGCCGGCCAGUGAUUCGCCAUGUGGCGGGGCGCAAGAGGGCGAGCCAGCCACGUGACAGCAUGAAAGCUCCUAGCACGUGGCGGCCGUGUGUUGAUUCGCCUCACAGCACGCAUAGUCGCCUCAGUAGUGACUCGGGCAGCGAGAACAGCAAGAGUGGUAGUGGUAGUGGCAGCGGCAGUGGCAGGGACAGCGGCAGCGGCAGCGGCAGUGGUAGGAGUGGCAGCGACAGUGUCCCUCCGUCCCCUCCAUCGUCCCUCGCGCUCGUUCCCUCGCACUGCUACACCUCGCGACCUGCUGCUGCUGCCUUCGCAUCCAUUCUAGGCACUCCGACUAACCUGACCCACCCUCCAGUCUUCUCGCCUCUGCCUUACCCUCCCUCUUUCUCAACCCCAUUCCCGGGCCACCUGGCUUACCUGGGCCAAACUGGAAGCGUGGGGGGUCUAGAGCGGUACCAGCCUCUCCAGCACUGUCUACCGCCUGCGGAGGUUUCUGCCACGUGGCAGAAUGCCACUGGCCGAUCAACGCCGUCAAGCAGGUCAACGGGAGGUGCAAGCGCGGCUUCCAGGAAGCGAAGGGCGAGCUCUGGAGGGGGGAAGGUGGGAGGGGAACAAGGGAAGGGGGGGACAGCGGGGGAGGGCGUCUGGCGGGGGAGCAGUGGGGCUGGCGGGGCGCAGUUGGCAGGGGCGGGGGCAGGGACAGGGGCAGCAUCACCAGCAGAUUCUUCAGACGGGGCAGGGGCAGGUUUCUUACCGGGUAGAGGGCUGGAUGGUGCUAUGCUGGGGCAGAUGGGACAGAUGGGCCAGAUGGGGGGAAUGGGCCAGAUGGGGGGAAUGGGCCAGAUGGGGGGAAUGGGCCAGAUGGGGGGAAUGGGCCAGAUGGGGGGAACGGGCCAGAUGGGGGGAACGGGCCAGAUGGGGGGAAUGGGCCAGAUGGGGGGAAUGGGCCAGAUGGGGGGAACGGGCCAGACGGGGCAAAUGGGGCUUGAUGCAUCUGCGCUUGAGCGCAUGGGGGUGAAUCCGGGCAUGUUCGCAGGCAUGGGGGUGGAUGCGGGCGUGUUGAGGGGCAUGGGCGUGGACAUGGGCAUGCUGCAAGCCAUGGGCGUGGAUGCUGCCAUGCUGCACAAUCUAGGGUUCACUCCUGAAUCAUUAGAACAGCUAGGCUUGGGGGGCGCGGCUAGCGGUUGUGCUGGUAGUGGUGGUGGUGAUGGCGGUGGCGCUGCUGCUGGUGCUGCUGAUGCUGCUAGUACGCGCCCUGGUUGCUCUGCUGACGCUUCUGGUGGCGAUGGGGAGUGGAGGGGCGAGGACGGGAGGGACGAGGAGGAAGAGAUGGAGCAGGGGGAGGAGGAGGAGAGGGGGGGGAGUGGAAGGGGAGGAGGGGAGGAGGAGGAGGUGUCGAUGGCAGUGGUGCUGCAGAGGCUGGAAGAGUUGGCAGAGGCCUCGGCAGCACGUGAUGAGACCCUUUCCCGGCGGCUGCUGCCCCACCUGCGCCCACUAGUCAACGAGCACGGAACUGCAGCGCAGAGAGUAGCAGCCCAUUUCACGCAGGCCCUGGCAGCUCGGCAGGCGGGAUGCGGGGCAGAGCAGUACAAUCGCGGGCUCAACGCGUCCUCCCAGGAGAUCGCAGCCUCCAUGGAGCGCUGCUUCGCCUCGCUGCCCUAUCUGGACUUCUGCCACGUGGCGGCCAUGCGGCCUGUGCUGGCGGCGGUGAACGGCAGCCGUCGGAUUCAUAUGAUUGUGUUUGGGUUCUGGAUGGGCCGGUACUGGCUGGAGCUGCUGCAGGCCCUAGCAGCCUUCCCAGGGGGUCCGCCCUCCCUGCGAGUGACAGGCAUUGACAUCACAUGCAGGAACGAACUGACAGACUCCAAGUCCUCUGCUGCUUUCUCCGGCCGCCUGCUCUCCCGCGCUGCCGCUGCCCUCGCCAUCCCCUUCCGCUUCAAGGCCGUUGUUCUCCCUGUCGGCCCCGCUGCUGCUGCCGCGCCGCUGGGAGGAAAGGCAGGGGGUGGCGGAGGGGGGAUGGGGGCGGGGGGAAGCGGGGGAGGAUCCGGGGGGAGUGGGGGAGGGGGUGGGGGAGGGUUUGGGGGGGCGAUGGGGAUGCGGUCGGUGGUGGGGGGGUUGGUGGAGGAGGUGGAGGUGGAGGAGGGGGAGGCGACGGUGGUGCAGUGCAACAUGAGCCUGCUCUUCCUGGCGGAUGACUCCGUGCUGCGGGCCAACCCACGCGACACGCUCCUCAGGGUACGUGGGGGCUGGGUGGACUCCCCCCCCCACCCACCACUGUGGUCAUCCACAUGGCCACGCCUCUCAACCCACCCUUCUCCCUCUCCCGCCCCCGCUUUCUCCUUCCGCCACACCCCAACUGCCGUUGUGAGCGGCCUUCCGGUGGAGUGGAUCCUGGAUCCGCUCCCUCUCCCCACUCACCACCGUGGUGGUCGAGAUGGACGCGCCACUCAACUAGCUUUCCCCUUUCCCCCCUCCUCCUAUCCCCUGCACCCCAACCUCGUCCAGUGGAUUCGCUCUCUCUCACCACUCACCACCGUGGUGGUCGAGAUGGACGCGCCACUCAACUCGCCCUUCUUCCUUCCGCGCUUCCGUGCCGCCCUCCGUGUCUUCUCCUCCAUCUUUGCCUCUCUCGACGCUGCCUUGCCACGGGAUAGCCCGCACCGCCACACGUGUGAGCGCCUCUAUUUCGCCCGCGACAUUGUGAAUGUCGUGGCCUGUGAGGGCAUCCAGAGGACAGUUCGGGCGGAGAGUCUCGAGCAGUGGCAGGCUCGGAUGCGCCGAGCCGGAUUUGUAGGUUUGGAGGCGGGGUGGGAGGUGAUGGAGGAGCUUAGAGGGGUGUUGAGGAAGGGAGGGAGGAAGUAUGGGGGGUAUGAGGUGGUGCAAGAAGGGAAUGGAGUGAGGUUGCUGUGGGAAGGGGUUCCUGUACUGGCUGCCUCUAUGUGGCUGUAA